Messenger RNA from Choloepus didactylus (southern two-toed sloth), 1417 nucleotides. It is a transcript of the gene TEX28, whose product is annotated as testis expressed 28. Gene Ontology annotation, cellular component: endomembrane system. Lineage: Eukaryota; Metazoa; Chordata; Mammalia; Pilosa; Megalonychidae. The coding region runs from base 1 to 1230 and encodes 409 amino acids. The transcript has 5 exons. The record is from RefSeq and is a predicted model, not a curated record.
AUGUCGGAUUCAAACCACCAAGCGGACUACACGAAGAGCCAAAGCGCAACUCUCCCCUCCAACGUCCCAUCAUGCAAAUCCCUGGCGUCCAGUGAGGAUGGCCCCAGCCUCUCAGAUGGAGAGCUCUCUUGGAACUUACACGACAGCAUCAAGCACCGCAUCCUCUACCUGUCAGAGCAGCUGAGGAUGGAGAAGUCCAGUCGGGAUGAGAACAUUGUGGGCUACCUCAAGCUGGUGUCCAAAGCCGACCGGCACCAGGCCCCGCAAAUCCGGCAGGCCUUUGAGAGAGUGAACCAGCGCACCUCCGCCACCAUCGCCCAGAUAGAGAAGCGGCUCCGCCAGUGUCACCAGCAGCUCCAGGAGCUGGAGGAAGGCAGCCGGCCAAAGGAUUGUGCGCCGAGGUCGGGUGGCAGCCUGGACGACUGCAAGCUGCCCAGAGAGAAGGACCCGCUUCCGAAACCCCCCAAGCCGGGUGAGGAAGACAGCCGGUCUGCCAGUCUGCCCAAUGCUGUCAGAUACGUCACCCCGGAGAGCUUCCCUGGUGUGCUGCAGGGAAGGAAGUCAGAGGCGAAGCGGGUGGUCCAGCAACACAACCUGCUGUUGCAGAAGAUGAAGAAGGAGCUGAAAGAAGUCAAAGGGUUCCACCUCAGCCUUCGGGUCUCCUACCAGAGCCUAAAAGAGAAGUAUCUGAGUGACCUACAGCUGUGGCUGGAGUCCCUUGAGGAGGAGAAAUGCAGACAAAAGUUGAUAGAAGAACAGGUGAGUGACCACCUGCAGGGACACCUGGAUGAGAUUUACCACCUCAAACAGAAUCUGGCCUGCACCGAGGAGAAGAUGGCCUACCUGUCCUAUGAGAGAGCCAAGGAGAUAUGGGAGGUCAUGGAGACCUUCAAGAGCCGGAUAGGCAAGCUGGAGACUCUACAGCAAGUGUCCCAACUGGAGAUGAUGCAGGAACUCAGACACCGCCCUCAGGAGUUCCUGUUCAAGUUCAUGAGCCUGCUUCUCACACUGACCACCAUCCUCUUGGUCCUCGUGUCCACUGUGUGCUCCUGCCCCUUGCCCCUCAUCAAGACAUGCCUGCGCAUAUGCACCACCAUCCUGCUGAUCGGGCUUGGGGCGCUGGCCUGGCAGAGGUGGCAGACCGUCCCUGCCGAGGACUGGCAGGCAUGGGUUACUGCCAAAUGGAGAGCCUACUCCAAGGUCUUCAGGCCUCUAUCUGAUGGAACUUAAAGGGCCAGGUGGGGCCGCAGGCAUCUUUUGGGGUUUCGAGGGUCUCCAGUGGGCCCUCCUAAGACAGCCACUCUUUGUCUCCCUCUUUCUGAUUCCAUUACCACUGGCCCAAUGUGAUGUACACACAUGCCCACCUACCUUGCACUUUCAUCUCUCCAUGAUCCUGCAGAACCAUCUGUAGAAUUGA